AUGGAUUCAUCUUCUACCUCAGAACAUUCAACUCCAAAUUUAACCCCUACUCUAUCACCUACAACCUCCAUAGUAGGAUCCAUGGUUUCCAUGAGGACGGAGGAUCAUAAUGAACUUUAUGAUCACAGACAACACAGGGAUUCUUUGCCUAUCCGUCAGGAUGCGAUACCAAGUGUGAUUCAGAAGACUAUUACCAGCAAAAGAGACCCUACUAGGAAUCCUGCUGGGGCCUCCGUUGACCAGAAACAAGCACAUCACCAAGAAAAUAGAGCUUCUGCUGCUAAGGAGCGUGAUGAUACAUAUGCGGCUGGUCGCCAUCACUUAAGAUCAUCAGCAUCUCAGACUGCUAAUGCUAGACCUUCGAGGUUGGAACAAACCAUCUCUCAUCAGCAGCAAUUAUUUAAUGAAGAGAACGAGCCGGCAAAUGACCCAUCAUUGCAGCAUCACCACCAUCACAGUCAAAAUCAACCAACUUCACCUGUUCAAGCUUCAAGUCCUCAUUCUCACCCAGAGAUGGCAAAGAACCAAAAGGUUAGGACAAAUUCUGUGACUUCUCAUGUCUCAUCUAUAAAUCCUUUGACACAUAUAGCAGAAACAUUGUCUAAUAUAACUACAUCCAAGACAAACGGUUCUGGAGAAAAAUUACCACAGGGAAGAAAUAAGAAGGCAAGAGCAUCGUUCGAUAGUGACGCAUCGCAGGCAUCAAGAGAAUCUCAAGAGACUGAGGAAGAUGUUUGUUUCCCCAUGCCACCUCAGUUACACAGUCGUGUCAACGGGAUUGAUUUUGAUGAAUUGGAAGAAUUUGCGGAACAAUCAAACGUCCUAAAGAGACAGUAUAUGAUGUCAUUGCAAAAUGAUAGAAAUAGUAGAUUUUCUUCUAAUAUGAACGGUCGUACUAGUGGAGUUUCAACUUCAACUUCUACUUCCGUUUCCUCUGCAGCACUUAAAUAUACUCCUAAACCCUUUAAUCAUACCGAAGAUGAUGAUGAGAAGGAUAUUGAGGAAGAUGAGGAAGAUGAAAGAAUUAAAGAGUAUGAUCACAACGAUUUAGGUUCACAGGGAUUUCCAUCAGAGUACAUUGGGAAACCUCAAGGUAUUUCAUUUGGUAAUAAUAAGAUUGAAGGUGAAUCUAGGAUGGGUAAUGAGACGCAAUCAAAUUUCAAUUUUGGCGGCGGUGGUGGAUUUAAUGCACCAGAUAGAUUCUCUUUCUUCUGUUCUGAGUCUGAAGAGACAGUUCAUGCUACUGAUAUCCCAUCAUUAGUGAACUCCAAUCAAUCAUUUUAUGAUUUAUUUAGAGGUGGCGAACCAACCUGGUGGUUAGAUUGUAGUUGUCCCACAGAUGAUGAAAUGCGUUGCAUUACCAAGGCAUUUGGAAUCCAUCCUUUGACUGCAGAAGAUAUCAGAAUGCAAGAAACAAGAGAAAAAGUGGAAUUGUUUAAAUCCUAUUAUUUUGUCUGUUUUCAUUCUUUUGAAAAUGACAAAGAAUCUGAGAAUUUCUUAGAACCCAUUAAUGUUUACAUUGUUGUAUUCAGAUCUGGUGUUCUUACAUUCCAUUUUGGCCCCAUUCCCCAUUGCGCCAAUGUUAGGAGACGUGUGAGACAGUUAAGAGAUUAUGUUAAUGUUAAUUCAGAUUGGUUAUGUUACGCCUUGAUCGAUGCCAUUACUGAUAGUUUUGCUCCAGUGAUUCAAUCCAUUGAAUAUGAAGCAGAUUCCAUUGAGGAUUCCGUGUUCAUGGCAAGGGAUAUGGAUUUUGCAAAAAUGUUGCAAAGAAUUGGUGAAAGUAGACGUAAAACUAUGACAUUGAUGAGAUUGUUAAGUGGUAAAGCUGACGUUAUUAAAAUGUUUGCCAAGAGGUGUCAGGAUGAGGCCAAUGGUAUUGGACCUGCUUUGACAUCAGAAAUUAAUAUAGCCAACUUACAAAGCACAACAUCUAUGAAUAAUUUUAAGAAGAUUAAUAAUAUGCAAGGAAAUUCCUAUGAGCAUUAUACUACCCAACCAAGAGGUGAUAUUGCAUUGUAUUUGGGUGAUAUUCAAGAUCAUUUGUUAACAAUGUAUCAAAAUUUAUUAUCUUACGAGAAAAUUUUCUCCAGAUCUCACUCGAAUUAUUUAGCACAAUUGCAAGUGGAAUCGUUCAAUUCAAAUAAUAAAGUAACAGAAAUGUUGGGUAAGGUGACUAUGAUUGGUACUAUGCUUGUUCCAUUAAAUGUGAUCACUGGGUUAUUUGGUAUGAAUGUACAUGUCCCAGGUGAAGGAGUCGACAACCUAGGCUGGUGGUUUGGUAUUCUUGGUGUAUUGGUAUUCUUAGCCAUUUGUGGGUGGUUCCUUGCAUCAUUUUGGAUUAAGAGAAUUGAUCCUCCAACAACAUUGAAUGAGGCGGCUGAAAGUGGUGCUAAAUCUGUCAUCUCUAGUUUCUUACCAAGGACGAACCAUCGUAACAACAAAAACUAUAAUGAUAAGCCAAUUCCUAGGUGGAAUGGUGGCCCUUCGAAUGGAUCUAUUGCCAGUUUACCCAGUAAGUACAGCAGGUAUGAUUGA
Naumovozyma castellii is the source of this 2535-nucleotide messenger RNA. It is a transcript of the gene ALR1, whose product is annotated as Mg(2+) transporter ALR1. The record is from RefSeq and is a predicted model, not a curated record. Lineage: Eukaryota; Fungi; Ascomycota; Saccharomycetes; Saccharomycetales; Saccharomycetaceae. Bases 1 to 2535 code for a protein of 844 amino acids. The transcript has a single exon.